UCGGCGCUGGAAAGAGCCGGUUGGAGUUUGCACUUUAAGCUCCCGGAGUCGGGGGCUCGGCGCUGGUGCGGGCGCCCGGCGGCGCGGGAGGAUGGCGGGGGGGGGGCUGCGGGCCCUGCUGGGAGCCCUGCUCCUGCUGGAGGGGGCGGCCGCCCUCAGCUUCCUCCACCAUCGCUACGAGGAGCUGGUGCAGGCCCUGUUCCGCGUGCAGGGCCAGUGCCCCUAUGUCACCCGCAUCUACAGCAUCGGCCGCAGCGUCGAGGGCCGGCACCUCUACGUGCUGGAGUUCAGCGACUUCCCGGGCAUCCACGAGCCCCUGGAGCCGGAGUUCAAGUAUGUUGGGAACAUGCACGGCAACGAGGUGCUGGGCCGUGAGCUGCUGCUGCAGCUCUCAGAGUUCCUGUGUGAGGAGUACCGCCGGGGCAACGAGCGGAUCACUCGCCUCAUCCAUGACACGCGCAUCCACAUCAUGCCCUCCAUGAACCCUGAUGGGUACGAAGUGGCUGCCAAGCAGGGCCCGGACAGCAAUGGGUACCUGACGGGCAGGAACAACGCCAACGGAGUGGACUUGAACCGCAACUUCCCGGACCUCAACACGUUCAUGUACUACAGCGGGGAAAUCAGCGGGCCAAACCACCACAUCCCGCUGCCCGACAACUGGAAAAGCCAGGUGGAACCGGAGACCUUGGCUGUGAUCCAGUGGAUCAGCGGCUACAACUUUGUGCUCUCGGCCAACCUGCACGGCGGAGCGGUGGUGGCAAAUUACCCCUAUGACAAAUCCCAGGACCAGCGGUUCAGGAGCCACCGGCGCACGGUCAACACCCCCACUCCUGAUGACAAGUUGUUCCAGAAGCUGGCCAAGACCUACUCGUACGCCCAUGGCUGGAUGCACCGUGGCUGGAACUGUGGGGACUACUUUGCCGAUGGCAUCACAAAUGGGGCAUCCUGGUACUCGCUCAGCAAAGGCAUGCAAGACUUCAAUUACCUCUACACCAACUGCUUUGAAAUCACCCUGGAGUUGAGCUGCAAUAAGUUCCCCCCUGAGGAGGACCUGGAGCGGCAGUGGAUGGCCAACCGGGAGGCGCUUGUUGCCUUCAUUGAAGAGGUUCACCAGGGCAUCAAAGGGAUGGUAUCAGAUGAGAACAACAAUGGCAUUGCAGGAGCAGUGAUUUCUGUCCAGGGAAUCAGCCAUGACAUCACCUCUGGUGAUAUGGGGGAUUAUUUCCGGCUGCUGCUGCCUGGCACUUACACUGUCACAGCCUCUGCAGAGGGGUACCAGCCCCAGACGGUGACAACAACAGUGGGCCCAGCUGCACCUUCACUGGUGCAUUUCCAGCUCAAACAAGAUGUGGUGAGGAAGGCCCCGGAGUGUAAAGCCUCAGGCACACGCACGAACAACAAAGCCCUUCAGAAGAAGGUAGUGCCAAGAGCCACCCGCCAGUGGACCCAAAGAUGAGGCCAGCUCACUUGGCUGAGAGCUGGGGGAAGCCAUUUGUACGAGGCCUGGCUGAUGACUCCAGCCAGUGAACUUUCCAACAGUCCAGCGUGAAACUAGCCCAAAUGAUUAGGUUAUUAAACGAGGAAGUAUUUAAUCCCUGA
This is a messenger RNA of Calidris pugnax (ruff), 1599 nucleotides long. It is a transcript of the gene CPN1, whose product is annotated as carboxypeptidase N, polypeptide 1. Gene Ontology annotation, molecular function: metallocarboxypeptidase activity; zinc ion binding. The transcript has 10 exons. Bases 92 to 1456 code for a protein of 454 amino acids. Gene Ontology annotation, biological process: proteolysis. The record is from RefSeq and is a predicted model, not a curated record. NCBI's taxonomy places the organism in Eukaryota, Metazoa, Chordata, Aves, Charadriiformes, Scolopacidae.